CGUGUCCGCACUGGACGCGCCCACAGUGGCUUGCAAGACCUCUCGAGGCCGCGUCGCGGCUAGCAGGCCUCCGCUGCCGGCGUCUCAGCAGCAGCAAGCGCCCAGCCACGCACCCCAGACGCCCCGCAGCCCUCCCCUGUUCUCCUCCUACGCCACCGCCGAAGCGCUCCUCAUCCCGCCCGUCUCCACCGCCGCCUCACACCUCCUGCCGUACAGCAACGCCACCCCCGUCACCGUCUCCCCUCGCGCCCUACCUUCCAGACACUCCCACUCCGCACCCCAACCAGGGUCUCCAGGGCACCACCCCUGCCUCCUGCCGCCGCAUGGGGGUUCGAGUGCUACUCACCCGACCUCGCAGCAACAACCACAACCACCUCCGUACUCUCCUUGUUGUCGCAGUGGCGGCGGCGGCAGGAGCUUCAGGGGUGCGACCAUCAGCGGCGGUGGCGGGGGAGUCGAGGA
Messenger RNA from Astrephomene gubernaculifera, 462 nucleotides. Lineage: Eukaryota; Viridiplantae; Chlorophyta; Chlorophyceae; Chlamydomonadales; Astrephomenaceae. The record is from the annotation of a GenBank genome assembly.